UAAGGACGUUUUUGGAAAUCUCUUCAAAGAUGUCACUGCGGCAGAGGAGAAGGCCGAAGCUGCUGAGGUCAAAUUGGAAAAUGAGGACUCAGAGGAAAACUUGAUUACAUACAAGCAUUGCACAGCCCUUCUACAACAAGCCCUGAGAAAGGAGGAAAGCUUUUGGGCACAAAAAGCUAAUAUAAAGUGGAUAUCCCAGGGGGAUGCUUCUACAUCCUUCUUCCACUCAUAUGUUAGGGGAAGGAGGCAAAGGUUGCACAUCUCAUCACUUAAACGUGACAAUGGGGACAUUUGCUCAACAUAGGAAGACAUAUCCAGUCUGGUUGUGGAGCACUACACCAAGAUUUUCUCCAAAACUAGUGUUGGAGAGAUGAGUCAAAUUCUGGACCAUAUUCCCUCGUGUGUGACUACAGAGGACAACACUUUGAUCAAUCAUAUUCCGGGGGAGGAGGAGAUCAAACAAACUGUAUGGAAACUAAAAUUGAUAUCCCAAGAGCAAGGAGCUUUCCAAGUCGGUAAGAAUAUCACUGAACAUGUUCUCAUAACCAAGGAAAUGGUUCACUUACUGGCAGCAAAUGUGAGGGGAGGAAACUGCAUAAUCAAACUUGACCUUUCCAAGGCUUUUGACAAUUUAUCUUGGGCAUAUCUGGAAGGGGUACUUGCUAAGUUUGGUUUUGAUGGCAAAGCAACUACCCUUCUGUUGGGGAACCUAAGAGCAACCUUCUUCUCAGUCUUGGUAAAUGGACAACCAAAGGGCUUCUUCCCAAUGAAAUGUGGUGUCAAGCAAGGGGAUCCUCUAUCCCCUCUCCUCUUCAUCAUUGCCCUUGAAGGACUGGCAAGAUAUUUAAAUUUCAAUCACUCCAUUGGUCUCAUCAAAUCAUUCUCUGCAGGUAGAACCCCAACCCCUUGCCACCUUCUGUAUGCGGAUGAUAUCAUCAUAUUCACCACAGCGGAAUGCAGAAACCUGCUGAGGAUAAAAGGAUUCUUAUCAGUUUUCAUGAAGGCCUUGGGGCAAGAGAUAAAUUACUCCAAAAGUCGAGCUAUAGUCCAUGAUAAAAUGAGGUUGGAACACAAGCUAAAAAUCACUAAAAUCAUGGCCAUCAAAUGUAGUUGCAAAGAGUUCAAAUAUCUAGGCUCUACCAUAGUAAAGGGGAAACUUAGACGGAUCCACUGCAAGGACCUGGUAGAGAGAUUUGAGAAAAAACUGAAUGCAUGGUAUAGUAAGAAGCUAAACCAGAUGGGAAGACUCAUUCUUAUCAAGCACGUCCUAUCCUCAAUACCCUUACACCUUUUGGCAGCUCAACACCUCCCCAAAUCCAUUAUUAAGAAUCUCAACAGACAAAUGGCAAAUUUCUUUUGGGGAGCAAGGGAGGAUGGGCAUAAGUAUCAUUGGCGAAGCUGGAACAGACUGUGCUAUCCAUUUGAAGAGGGAGGGAUGGGUCUGAGAAAUUUGACACACUGUCAAGAUGCAUCUUUCAUCCAUCUAUGGUGGAAGAUAGUACAAGGCUCCUCUUUAUGGAGCAGGUAUAUGAGGAAAAAAUACUUCAGAAACAGGGUAUUCUCCCCUAAGCUGUAUGACUCAUACACUUGGAAGGCCAUAUGUAGAGUGACACCCAUUGUCCUCCCCCACUGUAACCUUCAUGCAAAUGGUGUUGAAUGGCUCUUGGGCUCUUACUCCUUCAAAACGGCCUUUUACCUCACUUUUGAGCACAUGCCUAAGCAAACCUUUUGCAUUUACACUUGGGACAAAAGACAACUUGAAAAGAUCAGCAUGUUUCUUUGGCGACUUCUCAAUAAUCUACUCCCACUCCCCAACAACCUGCAACGUAUGCAUGUUACAGCUCCAGCUCAAUGCCCCCCUUGCAUGGAGGAUGUGGGGGAUGAGCAACAUAUCUUCCUUAAUUGCAGGGUUGUUUCCCCAGCUUGGAGAAGUUAUUCCAUGGUGUUAGAUGCACCAGCUGUUCGUGGUAACCCUACGGUCCAGCAAGCACUCCUUGGUUGGUGGUUCUCUUCGAACAAAAGUAGCAUAAAGGGUAACCUUAGGUUUCUUCUCCCCGGUUUCAUUUGCUGGUCCAUUUGGAAGAUCUACAACUCAUGCCUCAACGAUCAUGCCAAACCAUCCACGGAGGUCAUUAUUAUCAUAGAAAAUAAACUUGCUCAGGCCUGGUGUUGGGAAAACAAAAUGGAUACCACCUUCUUGAAGUUCAAGAAGUUCUUCAAGAAAGCUGACUCAGUCAGAAGGCCAUCCAAAGGAAAGCCACAGUCAGCAUGCCCGUACCCAAAAGUGGAGAAGUACGGAGAAAGAGAAAGAAACGAGAAGAAGAAGAAGGCAAUGGUAGCUGCUGAAAGUGACGAGUCAUCCAGCUCAAGCUUGGAUGAAGAAGCCCUCGUCUGCAUGGAGCGCAGAUAUGAGAAGUCCAACCAUGAGGAUUGGUGGACCAUGUCAGAAGAUGACACUCUCUGCCUAAUGGCCAAAGAUGAUGCUGAACAAGAGGCUGAGAAUGAAUCUCUUUCUGAAAAGGUGAAAUCCCUCAACAAGGAGCUAGGGAUACUGAAGUCUAAAGAAGCAGUGGAUAAGCUUCUUGAAACGACCAAACAUAAGGGUCGUGAAGGACUUAGUUUUGACCCCUCCAGUUCCAAAAAGAAAGGGAAAACAACUUUUAUCCCUCCCAAACCUACUGCCAAACCCAAUAAGCAGAAAGGAAAGGAGAAGGAAAACCCACAGAUGUUCCCAAAAAGCUCAAGCUCAGAUGAAGAAGCCCUCGUAUGCAUGGAGCGCAGAGCUGAGAAGUCCAACCAUGAGGAUUGGUGGACUAUGUCAAAAGAUGACACCCUCUGCCUAAUGGCCAAAGAUGAUGUUGAUCAAGAGGUAACUUCACAAACCUCCUGUUCAUCUUCUUAUGAAAGCAUACUAACUUCUGAAAGUCUUUUUGACAUGUUCAAAAAGAUGAUGAAAGAUUUUGAGGAAAUAAAUCUCAAACACUCAUCCUUAACAGAGGAGAAAAAGAUAUUGAGUGAAGAGAAUCUCAAGUUGACUGAAGGUCGAAAAAGUCAACUAGAUGAGAUCACUCAACUCAAGACUGAAAAUAAAUCUGUCUCUGAAAAGGUGAAAUCCCUCGACAAAGAGCUAGGGAUACUUAAAUCCAAAGAAGCAGUGGAUAAGCUUCUCGAAGCGACCAAACAAAAGGGUCGUGAAGGACUUGGGUUUGACCCCUCCAGUUCCAAAAGGAAAGAAGCCGCUAAGUACCCAGGUGUCUGGUACUUAGACACUGGCUGUUCAAGACACAUGACAGGUGAUGCGAGCCUCUUGAACAAUCUAAUUCCCUAUGAUGGUCCAAGAGUUAUUUUUGGAGGAAGCAAUGAUUUUGGCCUUACUAAAGGGCUAGGAAAUCUGGUGUACAAAGGACUAAUCAUCCAAGCUGUAUCUUAUGUUGAAGGUCUCAAUUAUAACCUUCUUAGCAUAAGUCAGUUUUGUGAUAAAGGUUACUCCUUGGAAUUCUGCAAGGACAUGGCAUCUCUCAAGAACAUCUCCACAAGUGAAGUCAUUCUCACUGGGAAGAGAAUCAGAAACAUCUAUGAAGUAAUGUGGGAUGAUGUCAAGGAAGCUUGCCUAAUUAGCAAAGCUGACACUAACCUUCUAUGGCUUUGGCAUAAGAGGUUGAGUCAUCUCAACUUCAAAACUCUCAGCAAGCUGUCCAAAGAAGGGUUAGUAGAAGGCCUUCCCAAUGCUGUAUUCAGGAAGGAAAGCAUUUACAAGGAUGAAGAGAUCAAUGAAGGAGAUAGAAUGAAGCCUACGGAGUUCAUUCCAUUCAAAAGUCUACCACUGAAGACUUCACAAAGAAAUCCGGAUUCAGACGGUGCUGAGCCUACCGGAAAUCAUGGCCAACCUUCCAUUAUUCCGGAUCACUCCAAUGGUGACAAUUCCGGAAAUGGUGACCCAGUGUCAAUCCAUCCGGAAUCACCAACAAACUCUGUUUUUCAACCAGAAGCUCAACCAGAUCAACCAGUCAACCGUAAUCAACACAAUCUUCGUUGGUUAAGGGAUCAUCAUCCUCAACAAGUUAUUGGAGAUAUUCAAUCAGGAAUUCGCACAAGGAGUGCUCAACAGAAUCUAGAAGCCAUGCUUGCUUAUUCUUUCACCCAAAAUUCAACGAAAAUGAAGGUUGGAGGCGCGAAUGUUCACUUUAAGAAAUUGGAAGCCAAAUGCUCUUCACCGACGUUCUAUCAAACUUACUUGGAGAUGAUUGAUGCACAGGAACUCUCCGAAUUCCUUCAUCUGGAAACCAGAUUCAAAUAUGAAGAAGAAGUUUUGGAAUUCUACAGAAAUGGAGAAAUCAAGACUGUCAAAUCAAAGGAGAAUCCAGAAAGAUCGAUUCAGCUCAUCAAAUCAACUGUUGGAGGCAUGAAAGUGAAGAUCUCACUGAAAAGGAUGCAGAAGAAGCUCCAUCUUCCCAACUCUGGAAUUGAAAUUGGGAAGCUCUCGUCCAAGAAUCUGGACUGGAAAACUAUUGGAAUUUCUUGGCAAAUCCCCUCUGGCUCAGCAAAGAAAGCCGAUUUGAAGAACGACUACAAAUUGGUUAUGGAGCUAGUCAUUGCAUGCCUUGAAUGUGGAAGCGGAGGACAUGCUGAUGACAUCACUCAAGAAAGGGCAUUCAUAAUCAACGCCCUCAUUUCCAGAACCAAGGUAAAUUGGGCUAAACACUUCUUCAAUUCCAUUUCCAAACACUUAGGAAAGCUCAAACAGAAAUAUUUGUGUCAAGGACUGUACCUUGGGUACAUUUUGGAGUCCAUGGGCGUUGCCUCUGAAGGCAAGAAGUAUGAUUCCAGAUAUUGGCUCUACUAUGUGUCUUCCAAAGGAGAAAACAGAGCAAGUUCAACUGCAGAGGAUGAAGCCUCUUCAGACAAUGUCCUCAUUGUGAGUCUGAAGAAGUCAUCAAAAAGGAAGCUUGUGGUGUCUCCCUCCCCCAGUGCUGAAGCACCACAAAAUCUUGCUUUGGUUAAUUUUUAGAUAAAAAUGUAAAUAGGAUGAGAAUAGGAAUAUACAAAUAGAAUGGGCAUACCCGAGCUCAAAAUAGGCGAAAUGCCAAAACCAUAGAGCAAAUUGGCUACAACACCAAUUCGUCAUACAACCACGACGGCACAACCGAAACCACAGCACACAGGCCAAAAAAACACAUACAGACACCAACCAAACAUAAACCAAGGUAUUGACAAACAUCAACACGCAGGCCCAAGUAACAACAAAGCACACCAAACAUAAAGAUCAGGACAGAAA
Cuscuta campestris is the source of this 5275-nucleotide messenger RNA. The record is from the annotation of a GenBank genome assembly. NCBI's taxonomy places the organism in Eukaryota, Viridiplantae, Streptophyta, Magnoliopsida, Solanales, Convolvulaceae.